GGUUCAGUCGUGGGCGGGCUAGACUAGCACAGUCCACAGAUUCGGAGCCCUGGCUUUUUUUUCUACACGUAUUGAUCAACAGGAGUUAUUAUAUCAAAAGAAAUGGAGGAAAUAAAGCCCGAGGAGACACAUGUGGAACAGCAUAAAGAUGAGGGGAAUGAGAUCUGUCCAGAAAAAAUGGAGGAAGCCAAACUGAAGGCCAAAUACCCUCACCUGGGCAAUAAACCUGGAGGAUCCGAUCUGCUCCGGAAAAGACUGCAGAAAGGGCCAAAGUACUUUGACUCGGGCGACUACAACAUGGCGAAGGCCAAGAUCAAGAACAAGCAGCUUCCCACAGCACAGACGGAGAAGGCGGAGAUCACCGGAGACCAUAUCCCCACCCCCCAGGACUUGCCGCAGAGAAAACCCUCUCUGGUGGCCAGCAAACUGGCCGGCUGAUAUGUGCUGCUGGCCUUCACUCCCACUUCCUCUCUCGUCAUCCACAUUUCUCUCUGAUCCUGCAUUCCUGACCCUGUCCUGUCCUCUCUUCUUUUACCUCCACAUGAAUAUACACUGAAUUGUCAAGGGUUGUAGAUGUUACAGAGCUGUACUGAACUGCUGUACUGUGAGAUGGGUCGCUCCUGGCACUAUAGGGGUGAAGUUCUCUAAGGCCUUCUGAUAUUUUUGAAGUGUUGUAGUAUGUAGUUGGAAGUGUACAUAUUUGCUCGUGAGUGAGGGCAACCAACAUUUUAGAAGUUGUUUACAUUUUAAUUGGAACCAUUCCUGAAUUAUCCACUGCUUAAAGGAAUAGUUCACAGAAAAAAAGAAUGAAAAAUUGUGUCGUCAUUUACUCACCCUCAGAAUUAAUACUUUUAUUGCAUAAUCAUGUGGGUUCAGAAGUCACAUGGACACCUACAGCCCCAGUCCCAUUCACUUUCAUUAUAUGAAAAAGAGUAGCCUGGACAUUCUUUAAAACAUCUCAUUUUGUGUUCCACAGAAGAAUACAGGUUUGAAACAUCACAAGGCUUAUCCUCUUUUUAGUAAUGACAGAAUUUUUAUUUUUUUUAUGUGAACUGUCCCUUUAAUUAUGGAGUUGCGUGCUUGAAUUGAUAAUGAACUGAACGUAAUCUCUGAUAAUGUUGUUGAUCUGCACCCUGCUUCUUUCAUGAGAAUUCUCUUUUCUUUUCAUAAUCUUUCAGCUUUUAAGUGGAGGACCCUCAUUUGGUCAUGUUUGAGAUCAUGUAACGCAGAUCUCUGAGGCUGCUGUCAGAUUGCCUUGUAUCAUAGUGCUUAAGGCCUUAUAUUAUAAUGAUGUAGUGCCAGUGCACAGUUCUAGAUCACCACACAUUUAUUUCAUAUGUGACUUCUCGUGUCUGGCUGUAGAUGACAGACAGCGAGGAAGCCUCUCCAGUCUCUGAUGUACACUAAACUCCAUGAGAUCUGUAUCUUGUCUUCUAUGCAGAGGAUGAAGGCAGUUGUCUGUCGGUUCCUCACGCCACAUCGACGCACUACAGCACAAUGUCCACGGUCUGCAUGAGCAUAAACUGUGGUUGCUUUUGAGCAUUUUGACUUGUAAAUAAAAUAGUUUUGCAAACCUUCUGUGCCUAUGAGUGUUUUUCUAUUAGCAAAAUAAACAAUGCAAGUUUAAAUGGUCACAGUCAGUUUGCAAAUUGUUUCAUAAGCAUCCUCUCUAUGUGUUGAAAAUUUGAAGAAGUUUUUGGUCCAAUAAUUAGAACCUCUGUUGUGUCAGAAUUGAGUAGAAGGACAUUUCUGGCCCUCCAAUCUUUAAUUUCAUUGAUACACUCUGCUAAUUUGGAGAAUUGUGAAAUUUCAUCAGGUUUAGAAGAAAUUUAAAGUUGGGUAUCGUCAGCAUAACAGUGGAAACUUAUUCCACGAUUCCUGAUUAUAUCGCCUAGGAGAAGAGCAUAUAAGUAGAAAAUAAGAGGCCCUAAAACGGAUUCCUGUGGCACUCCAUACUUUUGACAAUUCCUUGUUUACCCAUACAAAGUGGUAGCAGUCUGAUAAAAAAGGACCUGAACCAUGCUAAUGCAAGUCCACUAAUGUCAAAAUAAUUCUCAAGCCUAUUCAAUAGGCACUUCUUUUAAGAGCUUAGUUGGUAUUGGAUCUAACUGGCAUGUUGUGGCUUUUGAUUUUUUGAUAAGAUUUGUUAGCUCUUCAUGACUAUGACAGUGAAGGAUUGAAGUUGACCAUGAGUGAAAUUACGAGAUACUGUUUUCUGAGGUGCUGUGACAGUUGACUCUGAAUAAACAACUAGGAUUGUUGUGGUUAUUUUCUAUGAGUUUGCUCAAACAUGCUAUAGCUACAGACACUAUCCUUCCAUGCAUCGCGAAAUACCUCUAAUUUUGUAUUUGUUCCAGUUGUGCUCUCUUGAGAGCAUGAUUGUGAUCAUUGUACCACGGUGCAGGACUUUUUUUCUUUAAUUUUCUUUAAACGAAGGGGGGUGACACUAUCAAGAGUUCUAGAGAAUACUGUAUUUCUAUUUUUUGUUAUUACAUCAUGUUCCUCUAGACUUUUUGGCUUACUGAGUAUGUGAGACAAUUCUGGAAGAUUAUUGGUGAAGCUAUCUUUAGUGGUCGAAAGAAUUGUUCUAUGUGAACGAUAGCAUGGUGUAGUUUGAGUGACAUUAGCUGAUUGCAGCAAACAAGAUACGAGGUAAUGAUUAGAGAUGCCAUCGCUCUGUGGUAAAAUUUCUAUAUUAUCAUCAUCUGUCUACAUUUUUGCCCAUGUUCCUUUUUUGUCAGCUUUUUUUUUGUUGUUGCCAGAAAUCAUAUAUAAUAAUUGACACAAAUAAAUGAAUUGAUGCUAAAAUGAGCUAAUGCAACACAAUUCUUUAGCAUUCAGUUUCAAUUUAAUUUCAUUGUGUAUAAUCCAUGUUCACUUAAUCCAGUUGUGUUGGGACUAUGUGAAUAUUAUUUGUUGCAUCAAUGUAUUGCUGAAACUGGGCAGGGAAUUUCCAGUUUAAAGCAUAUUUUGCAUAGAACUGGAUUAGAAGAGUGAUAUUUUAAUGUAUUUAUACGCUAAAUGAAAAUGUUUUAUUUGUGUUUACAGUUUCUCAAUCGCUUUGGCUCAAUUCUUGAAUGAGAAUAAUACUUGUUUUCAAAACAUUAGGUUCAAAUCUCUGGACAAUAAGUUUCUUGUUCACACCAGAUGCGAAUUUCUUAUUCAUUUAAUCAAAUUUUUCGUGUUUUGGCACAUGUGUGCAAAAGAGUACAAUUGUCUACAAUUUGCACAAUAACUAAAUGCACAUGGCUUGCUGAUCAAAACUGAUGAGUUUUUACUCAGUGAAACUGACAUACUAUCAACUUCUAAACAUACUUUCAUCAUGUGAACCAUCACAUGCAAAAUGAUCCAUUCAGUGAUCAAAAUCUGUCAGUCAUACACAUAUGUUCCAUAAAUAUCUAUGCCAUGGAAAGUUUGUGAUGUCUUCUAAAUCUCUGGCCAGAUCAACAAGAGUGUCAGGAUGUUCACCAAGAAGAUGGGAACUUAUAGCGUUACAUACUGUGAGGAGGUACAAAUUAUUGUUUUUUUCAGAACUAUUUUUUUGCGGGGGGUUUUUUGCUUGGCAGUUUUCUAUAUAUGAAUUUACAUGUAAGAAAUGUAAAAUGUAAAAAAUGGA
Xyrauchen texanus (razorback sucker) is the source of this 3616-nucleotide messenger RNA. RefSeq names its product cAMP-regulated phosphoprotein 19-like. The transcript has 3 exons. The record is from RefSeq and is a predicted model, not a curated record. Gene Ontology annotation, molecular function: protein phosphatase inhibitor activity. Gene Ontology annotation, cellular component: cytoplasm. Bases 103 to 438 code for a protein of 111 amino acids. Lineage: Eukaryota; Metazoa; Chordata; Actinopteri; Cypriniformes; Catostomidae.